AUUUUGCGACAGGACGUACAAGCACCGGCUCGCCGUCGCUCCCUCAUCUCCGCUGGUAUACAACAGUGCAUCGUUGAGAGAAAAAAGAAAACAAACCCCGUGUGUUUAUGUUACAGCUAACUCGUUAUAAUGUGAUACAAUGCUCCUGUCGUCUGAGACUCAAACACCAGCGUUUUUUAAUGAGGAAGACGACGUCAUAGUGUUGCAUGAGGAAACGUUCCUGACUGGAAUUCACAGCAGACCGACACAAUCAGCAGCUGCAUCUCAGUCCUAGGCUCCUGUAAGAGCCACUUUUUGUUCCACAACCAAAUGAAGCAGCACUCACAGAGGACUCCACUUGUACCUGGGACUCCUGUGCACUGUGCUGGGCUCCAGUAGCCCACCCAUGCCUGUGAUCCCCAUCCCACGGCGGGUGCGCAGCUUCCAUGGCCCCCACACCACCUGCAUGCACUCGGCCUGUGGGUCGACGCACGCUUCCAAGCUAGUGCGCACCAAGUACAAUAACUUUGACCUCUACCUGCGCUCGCGCUGCAUGUACAGCUUCCUCCGUUUCCUGCUCUACUUUGGCUGCAGCCUGCUGACCUCGCUGCUCUGGGUGGCGCUCUCUGCUCUCUUCUUCCUGCAGUACGUCAGCGUGCGCGUGCUCCUGCGGCUGCAGUACAAGCUGUCUGUCAUUCUGCUAUUGUUAGGGCACCGGCGCCUGGAUUUUGGGGUGCUUAAUGACCUGAUCAUCUACAGCAUGCAGAUCACCAUGUUUCUGGUGGGGGGGCUUGGCUGGUGCUUCAUGGUGUUUGUGGACAUGUAGCUGCAAUGUGAGCGACAUGGGAGAUGUAGUGUCCAAUGUGGAUGCUUCACACUGUAACUUCAGCUUUUUGUGUGUGUCAUGGGACAACAUACACCUUCAGCACAUCCUGUAGGACUACUCUGUGUCUCUCUCAGCUCUAGUCAAGAUCCUUUUGAUGUCAACUCAAAAUCUUAUUGGUUUAGUUUUAGUUUUAGCAUCCGACGAGAAUCUUUGGAAAUGUUGGUCCUGUAUAACUCCGAGAGAAACCACCUGGUUGCUGAAUAUCAGAAAUGAUGCAUGAAGUGAGUCUGAACAUGAGUCAGACUUGAGUCAUCAUGUAGGACUCUCAACAGACCAAUAGGGUCAAAAUCCCUCUCAAUUUUAAUCGUAUUUUCAUGCCGUUUGUAAA
This is a messenger RNA of Centropristis striata (black sea bass), 1193 nucleotides long. Its product is annotated as transmembrane protein 250. NCBI's taxonomy places the organism in Eukaryota, Metazoa, Chordata, Actinopteri, Perciformes, Serranidae. The record is from RefSeq and is a predicted model, not a curated record. Bases 386 to 805 code for a protein of 139 amino acids. The transcript has 2 exons.